AUGAAAUCACAAAACCUACUAUUCCCGCUUCUGAGGUUUUCCAUAUUGUUAAAAAAGGCUUUAGAUGAUAAUACUUGUAUUUUGACUGUAAUUCUGGCAGAGAAUGAAGACAAUGCAAGGGCAAAGUCUUCAGCAGCACUUUUUCCUGCUUCUAAUGAGUUAUAUCAUAUAGGUGAUUUCAAUUUUCCAAGGUUAGCAGAUUUUGGAGCUGCAAUAUCUGCUGCAAACAAAUUGCAAUGCCAGCAAGUUCUUGAACAGUUGGAUGUGCAUAAGCGGUUGCAACUUACACUGGAAUUAGUAAAAAACGAAAUGGAAAUCAGCAAGAUUCAGGAAUCAAUUGCGAAAGCAAUCGAGGAAAAGAUAAGUGGUGAGCAAUGCCGAUACUUGUUGAAUGAGCAGCUUAAGGCAAUAAAGAAGGAACUUGGGUUAGAAACAGACGACAAAACUGCACUUUCAGAUUGUGGUGGGUCGUAUAGGGACUGAAAUGCUCACCAAUGAAGCCGGUGAAGUUACCAGGUUUUUAAUAUAUUUUUCCCUUCAUUCAUUAAUUCAUUUUUAUCUUAAAGAACUAUCGUUAGCUAAUUCUUAUUUUAUUUUUUUACCUUUUCAAUUACAUUUUCAUUAUUUGGUUCAUAAAAUGUUUACAUGGGUUCUGCUAGCCUAAUCCUUAGUCAUUUGCAAAAGCAUGUUUACUCGGACAAUUCGGCUUCUUGAAGCUGGGCUUAAACCUGUGUAAUGUAUUUCUUUCUCUUUUCUUUUCAUUUUCCUUAGAAGUUAAUUAGUCAGUCAUUUUAACACAGAUACUUUCUUCCUUAUGCUGCCUAUACGGUACCACAUCCCAAAGGCCCUUUAUUUGCUAAUGCUUGUGGUAUUUUCUUUCAGCUAUGUUUUUGAUGGGUAGCCUCCAGUUUUGAAAAAACAAGAGCUUGCUAAGCGGUACACAUGGAGUGAUAAAGUAAAGUUUUCUUUUGUUGUUUCACCACUACGGAAAAUUAAGGUGCUGUUGUUUUUAUUAUUAGACUAAAAAUAAGGAUGGCAUUGAGAAAUUAAAUAUGUAGCCAAAAUUUUGUCACCUGUCAGUAAUAGAUACUCGUAGAGUUCAAUCAAUUCAACGCUGCAAGAAAAGGGAAGCGUAUGUA
Molecule: messenger RNA, 1139 nt
Organism: Gossypium raimondii (Peruvian cotton)
Lineage: Eukaryota; Viridiplantae; Streptophyta; Magnoliopsida; Malvales; Malvaceae
Product: lon protease homolog, mitochondrial
Exons: 7
Coding region: 1-483 (160 amino acids)
Biological process (GO): chaperone-mediated protein complex assembly; protein catabolic process; mitochondrion organization
Cellular component (GO): mitochondrial matrix
Molecular function (GO): ATP binding; ATP-dependent peptidase activity; single-stranded DNA binding
Source: RefSeq, a predicted model, not a curated record